AACUAUAAAAAGUUAUAACAGAUUACUGAAAUUCUGUGGUUGAACUUGAAAUAGAGAAUGUAGAUGCUUUGUCGCUCAAUGUGUAUAUCAAAACUCAGCCAAACACAAGGGAAAGCAACGUUGGAGUGACAGGAUAUAUCUAUGGAGGACAUGAAACAGAGGCAUUUUGUGUUAGUCCAUGGAGCCUGCCAUGGAGCUUGGUGUUGGUAUAAGGUUGUAUCUCUGCUUCAAUUAGCUGGUCACAAGGUUACAGCUUUGGACCUGAGUGCAUCUGGAGUAAACCCUAAGCAGAUGAAGGAUCUACAUUCUAUCUCUGACUAUUUUGAUCCAUUGAUAGAAUUCAUGAGGUCUCUGCCGGAAGAAGAGAAGGUGAUUAUAGUAGGUCACAGCAUGGGUGGCCUUAGCAUAUCUGCUGCGAUGGAGAGAUUUCCUGAGAAAAUUUCUGCUGGAGUAUUCGCUGCAGCUUUUAUGCCUGGCCCUGAUCUCAGUUACUUGGCUAUAAAAGAAGAGUUUGAUAAAGAAAUUGAUGAUAAACAAGUGGGCGUAGAAUUUAUUUAUGAUAAAAAAAUUGAUGACAAAUCUCCAAUUGGAUUUCAAUUUGGACCCAAGUGCUUGUCAAAUAUGUUGUAUCAGCUCUCCCCGAACGAGGAUCUUGUUCUAGCUACAUUCUGUUUGAGACCUUUCCCUCUCUGUGGAGGUACACCAAAUGUGGUGAUCUCCAAAGAGAAAUAUGGAUCGGUUCCUCGAAUUUACGUUGUGUGUGAUCAAGAUAAGAUAAUACCAGAAGGCCUGCAGAGGUGGAUGAUCAAAAACAAUCCAACGGAUGAGGUAAAGGUUAUCAAUGGUUCUGAUCAUAUGGUCAUGUUUUCCAAACCACAAGAACUUUGCUCUUGCCUUCAGGAGAUUGCCAUGAAAUACAUGUGAAUUCCGCUGAUGCACGAUGGAAGAUAAGAAAUUAAGAUUGCAAAAUAAAGAAUGUCAUUGGGUGUUUUCCUAAAUUAAGUGACAUCUUUGAAUAAUAUUACCAAACUGUUUUCUUCAAUUUGAUACACUAAACGAGUUGUAACUGAAAUUUAUUAUUAUUAUUAUUAUUAUUAAGAUGCAAUAUCCUUUUCUAACCCA
Jatropha curcas is the source of this 1122-nucleotide messenger RNA. RefSeq names its product methyl jasmonate esterase 1. Gene Ontology annotation, biological process: jasmonic acid metabolic process; salicylic acid metabolic process. Lineage: Eukaryota; Viridiplantae; Streptophyta; Magnoliopsida; Malpighiales; Euphorbiaceae. The record is from RefSeq and is a predicted model, not a curated record. Gene Ontology annotation, molecular function: methyl jasmonate esterase activity; methyl salicylate esterase activity; methyl indole-3-acetate esterase activity.